UCGGUGUUCUAAAAAAAAUGUGUCCCGUAUUCUGCAGUCUUUGCAAAAAAACCACUAAUAGUUCAGCGUAUACCAGCGCUUUAGAGAGAUUGUGAUACGUCGGCAUAGGCUGGCUACAACGUCAAAGUGUGACAGAGCCUAACCUCAUAGGACAGGCAUAACACAAACGAAGCAGUGUGUGCAUUGCGUGAGCUUUUGUGGACAUUUAAUAGCAACAGGUAGGUAUGAUUCAGCUAUUUGUGAAGCCACAUAUAUCAAGCAUGAACGAAGAUAUGGAUCACAGGGAGAUGUGAGAGGAGUACAGUACACUUGCCCGUGAGUUACAGCUAGGAGUUACGAGGAGACGGAAUUCGGAAAUAGUAUACGGGUGUUGGUGAAACAGUGAGCGGAUCCUGACCCUCCAGUGCCACUCGACACAAACACAUGCAAAGGCAAGGCUAUUGAUCCUAUCGUCUUUGUCUCCCCAGGAUCAGAGUGGCUUGGAAGUGAGGGUUUCGUAUUGUCCCGGUCAAUUCGUCACGAUCAGUGGUCCUACAAGCCAAUCUCUAAAGGAAGGUUGUUUGAAGCUGGUUGGCAUAGACUUGAACAUGGCAUUUGCAUCAACCUUAUCUUUGUGCAUAUUCUCCUGCUCGAUAUUUGCCACAUCAACGUCAAGUGUGGGCUCGAGCGCCACGCAGCGCAACAACUCCGACACCGAACACCAUGGCAUUGAAAUCGCCGGUGUCCUGUUUGAAAAUGUGAGACAGCCCAUGAUAUAUACCAUCGUUCUCGUUGUGGCAGCCGUUAGCAAAGUUGCUUUUCACCACGCACAUUUCCUCUCAUCAAGGAUUCCGGAGUCAUGCCUGCUCAUCAUCCUGGGCCAGAUAUUCGGGGCGAUUCUUGAAUAUUCCGGAGGUGCUAACUACAUUCCAGACUUCUUCUCCCCCCAUGAUUUCUUUCAGUUUCUUCUUCCUCCGAUCAUCCUGGAAGCGGCCUACAGCCUCCAUGACAGGACGUUUGCUGACAACAUCGGAUCUGUCCUCCUGUUUGCUGUAGUUGGAACCAUACUGGCCUUCUUUGCACUGGGUCUCACUCUGUGGGGUCUAGCCAUGGGCGGGGCGAUGGGGGUUUUCCCCUUCCCGAUAACACUCACGCAGAUCCUCAUCUUUGCCGCACUCAUCGUCGCUGUGGACCCUGUGGCGGUUCUAGCUGUGUUCCAGGAAAUAGGCGUCAACAAUGUUUUGUAUUUCAUGGUUUUCGGAGAAUCUCUGCUCAACGAUGGCGUGACUGUGGUCCUGUAUCAGGUCAUGCAGACAUACAACAAACUCAAUUCAUCAGGUCAAGGUGUGGACGGUAAACAGAUUGGACUCGGUAUCGUGAAGUUCUUUGUGGUGUGUUUCGGUGGCCUAGCGCUCGGUGUCCUCGCAGGGGUCGUGACAGCACUCUUGACGAAAUGCACCAGGAAGGUUAAAAUUGCCCAGCCUCUAAUCGUGUACACUAUGGCGUACCUCGGCUUCCUCCUGGCGGAGCUGUUUGAGUUCUCCGGCAUCAUCAGCAUCAUCGGCUGCGGCCUCGUCCAAGUCCAGUACUCCUUCCACAACAUCAGCGAAAAGUCCAGGACGACCAUCAUGUAUUUCACCAGGGUCAUCAGCACCACCAACGAAAUCAUCAUCUUCCUCUUCCUGGGAUUGGUGAUGUUCCGGAAUAACGAGCGCAUGUGGCACACUGGCUUCGUGCUGUGGACCGUCUUCUUCUGCUUCGUGUAUAGGUUCAUCAUCACGUUCUUCUUGUCCUUCCUGAUCAACAAACUGGACAACGACAGAACCAGGGAGAUCUCUUAUGAUGAACAGUUCAUAAUUGCGUACGGGGGUCUGCGGGGAGCCGUGUGCUUCUCCCUCGUCGCCCUGCUGGAUGAGAACGCCCUACCCCGGGGAAAGGACAUGUUUGUAACUGCCACCCUCACCGUAAUCUUCUUCACAGUGUUCGUGCAGGGUAUCACCAUCAAGCCCCUGGUGAGGCUAUUCCGUGUCCGGUUGGCUCAGAAGAAGCAGCUCAGCAUGUUUCAGGAUCUAAAUGAAAACCUGAUAGAUCAUUUGAUGGGCGGCGUGCAGGAAAUUAUCGGUUUCCGUGGAGGAUACGCUAUAAAGGGGGAACUGGACCGUUUUGAGGACCGCUACAUCCGGAAGUGGCUACAGAUAAAGCCAGAACUCGGCCAGACCCAGAUCCAGGAACUCCACAACAAGAUCCUGCUCAAAGACCACUACAAGCAUCUGCAACAAGGGGGAGCCUCUGCUGCGCCUGCGCAAGACAAUAUUCCCCAGAUUGAGACCAGCUUAUACCUUGGCCAGGAAGACAAUGGCACCAAUAUUGCUCCUGGUGUUGCAGGGACGCACAAGGCUAAAGACAUUGAUGCCUCUGACCUGAGCGGCCUGCUGAAGAUGAACAAAGGAGCUACAAACCGCAAGUGGGACAAGAACCUGACUCAGGAAGAUGAUAGGUUUGCCAACCUCAUCCCGAUACAAACAGACGAGAACAGACGCAUUGAGGCUCUUCAGAAUUCUUCACCACGAAAACAGAACGCGACGCCAUCAAGUCACGUUCAAGAACACCAAAACCCCGUAUUUGAAAACGACCAAUCAGUAUCUGUUAAGUUAUGAGGAAAGAAAUUCAGUACUUAGGACAGGCGCGUAGCAAGCCAGUUAUUUUCGUGUAAGCCCGAUAGGUUGCAAAGCUUAUAUUUAGAUACUAUUGAUGGCUUGCCCAACCUCUUUAGCAACAACCAUGUGUAAACCUGUUAUUUUUCUACAAUGGUAGCUACGCCCCUGUGAGAAAACAAUCUUAAGACUCAAAGGAGGUUUUGAGACGGUUACUUUGUCCACAGUAUAAAAUGUGAUAUAUCGGAAUAUGAUGGAUAUGCCGCAUGUUCUGUGUUAAAUGCAUUGGAGCAUCAUAUUCAACCAGAUUUAUCGUAAAGACGUUCAAGUUGAUGCGAUACCAUGACCCAGAUGAACCCUGAAGUCUAUUUUGUAAUACUGUUACACGUCGGAAUUAGACAAUACUCUCCAUGUCGAUCAAGACGAUGCGAUGUUACGUCCAAGUGCAAUCCUUCUAGUGAUCAGUACCACAUGUGUUUACGCUUACUUGCAUGUGCAUUUUGUUUUGCAUGGUUUUUUUCGGUGACAUUUUGGCGAAUAUUUCUUCAAACGCUUCUAAAACAAGGGAAAAAGUUAAAAUUGCUGCGUUUUGGCGCUGAAGCUGUUUAG
This is a messenger RNA of Haliotis rubra (blacklip abalone), 3242 nucleotides long. Its product is annotated as sodium/hydrogen exchanger 1-like. The record is from RefSeq and is a predicted model, not a curated record. Gene Ontology annotation, molecular function: sodium:proton antiporter activity. Lineage: Eukaryota; Metazoa; Mollusca; Gastropoda; Lepetellida; Haliotidae. Gene Ontology annotation, cellular component: membrane. Gene Ontology annotation, biological process: regulation of pH; sodium ion transport; proton transmembrane transport.